GUUUAUUACACGUGCAUGUGUGGAAAUCCUCCGAAGUUUUAACAGAUUAAUGAUUUACUGCCUGUAAAAUCAAUGUAGCGAUAGUUCACAGAGCACCAGCGGAUGUAGUGCUGAAAAUAAAAGCAUGAUUUAAAGGAUUUGGCGGAUUGCAGCUCAGUUUCUCCCCUCAGACUGCUGAUCACAGCUCCUGCUGCUUUGCGGAAGAUUGGAUCAACACUGCGUGUUUUUUUUUUCCUGUCAUUAUAAGAUGUUUUUCCCUAGUGAGAAGCGAGGCAGGGCUUUUAUUUUGUCGGUGAAGCCCCUCGCGGUUCCUGUGCGCCCUCCGGCCGAGCUGACACUGCUGCAUUGAAAAUUAGCUGGCCGCAGCCUUUCAGGGACUCCUCUUGCGGACCUCCGGAGACCACAGUGCAAUAAAAAUGGCAGCCGAGCUAUCCACUUCCAUAAACAUCAAGGAGCCCCGCUGGGACCAGAGCACAUUUGUGGGUCGGGCUAAACAUUUCUUCACCGUCACAGAUCCCAGGAACAUUCUCCUGACAAACGAACAACUAGCACACGCGCACAAAAUCAUCACCGAUUACAGGGAAGGUAUAGUCUCUCCAGGGCUGACGGAGGACGAACUGUGGAGAGCCAAGUAUGUUUUUGACUCAGCUUUCCAUCCCGACACUGGAGAGAAGAUGAUCCUGAUAGGCCGCAUGUCGGCACAGGUUCCAAUGAACAUGACGAUCACUGGAUGCAUGAUGACAUUUUACAAGACGACUCCUGCUGUGCUGUUCUGGCAGUGGAUCAAUCAGUCUUUCAACGCAAUAGUGAAUUACACCAACAGGAGUGGUGACGCUCCCAUAACGGUCGGUCAGCUUGGCACAGCUUAUGUGUCUGCCACCACGGGGGCAGUUGCCACCGCUCUAGGACUAAAUGCACUAACAAAGCACGUUUCACCUCUGAUCGGACGGUUUGUUCCAUUUGCUGCUGUAGCUGCUGCUAACUGUAUCAACAUCCCGCUGAUGCGACAAAGAGAGCUUCAGCAUGGUAUACCUAUAACGGAUGAAAAUGACAACAGGUUAGGAGAGUCAUCAAAGGCUGCGCAGCAGGCGAUCUCUCAGGUUGUGGUUUCCAGGAUUCUCAUGGCUUCUCCGGGAAUGGCUAUUCCCCCAUUUUUAAUGAACCAUUUGGAAAAGAAGGCCUUUCUGAGGAGGUUCCCAUGGAUGAGUGCACCUAUUCAAGUCAGCCUGGUGGGAUUCUGCCUUGUGUUUGCCACACCACUCUGUUGUGCUUUAUUCCCUCAGAAAAGCUCUAUGUCAGUCAGCCGCUUGGAGCCAGAGCUGCAGGAGAAAAUCCGUGCCAGCCACCCAGGAGUGGAGAGGGUUUACUUCAACAAAGGGCUAUGAGUGUGUGCAACCCCCCCAUCGCCGCCCAACCUCAUCCGAACACUGCCAUAACACAGCUGCAGGCUCGGUCUUCACGUCUCUGCCAGCUCUCCUCAUUCAGUGUGCCAAAGUU
This is a messenger RNA of Pelmatolapia mariae (spotted tilapia), 1497 nucleotides long. It is a transcript of the gene sfxn1, whose product is annotated as sideroflexin 1. Gene Ontology annotation, molecular function: monoatomic ion transmembrane transporter activity. Gene Ontology annotation, biological process: monoatomic ion transport; serine import into mitochondrion. The record is from RefSeq and is a predicted model, not a curated record. Lineage: Eukaryota; Metazoa; Chordata; Actinopteri; Cichliformes; Cichlidae. The coding region runs from base 417 to 1385 and encodes 322 amino acids. Gene Ontology annotation, cellular component: mitochondrial inner membrane. The transcript is spliced from 11 exons.